Messenger RNA from Seminavis robusta, 2627 nucleotides. The record is from the annotation of a GenBank genome assembly. Lineage: Eukaryota; Bacillariophyta; Bacillariophyceae; Naviculales; Naviculaceae.
UCCCGCGCAGCCAACUCUUGUUUCGGCGUGGGAGAAACGGAAAAGGGACGCGAAGGUCGAAAGCUCGCUUGAUGAAUCCACGCUGCUAGAACUACGCUUAACUAGUCCGUUUCUGUUGAGAAAUAAAGAGAAAGAGAGUGUGUGGAUAGCAGGCGGCUUGCACUGGCACAAUUUCUGACUCUUGGCAUCACUUCUAGCUAGUAUUAGAAGUGUACCGGUACGAACGCAACGCAACAUAACAAUGGCCAACUUUUUGAAACGUCGCGAUGGUCGUCCUCGUUGGAGUAAGCGAGGCGCAACUGGUAGUAAGGAGAAUCGCUUGCCGACCCGUGCCAUGAUUCAACUGUUGCGACGACGUGAGAAUCCUGCAUCCGCUGCCGCCGACGAUUCGGAUAGUAACAGUGACAUGUCGACGUUUGAUGCUACGCGCGAUUACUACCACAACAACAACAAGUCCGCCGCCGCCGAUAAUGAUGAUGAUAAGCUGUAUCCCAUUCUGCAUCCCACAGCCGACGGCACUGGAUUGGAGGUCAACUUUACCACCACACCUCCUCCACCACCCGUGACUACAGCUACUGGUACUAUUAUUGGUGCCAGUGCCAGUGGAGCAGCCACACCAGCGCGACCCCGCAGUGCCAACAUUGUCUUUAACAAAGCUCCUCAUCGCACUCUGUCUCCACUGACAUUGGAAUCGUCACCGACGGCCAGUACACUCACUAGUGGACAUGUACAAGAACAAGAACAAGAAGAACAACGCCAAGAUGAAGUCGCUACAAAGGACGACACUGCUGCGGUUGUUCCUGACACUAAUGACAACAAUGUUCCCACGGUGGUGUUGAGUACGUUUAGUGCCACUAGUGGUCUUGAGAAUCCUUCCCACCUUCCUCCUCUUCCUUCCAAUAUUUCUUCCAAGGAUACCACCAUUCCAACGACGACUCCCAUGAGCAAGGCAUGCAAGAAUGUCAAGGGCAAGUUCAAGCAGCUCAGUAACAACAAGAAGCAAUCUACUACUACAACACAAGAGACAGUGUCGUCGCUAUGGCAAGAAAUUUGGCAACGCUGUGUCACGGAUUGCUACUGCAUCACCAAUAGCAAUAAUAGCACUCGCAGCAGCACCAGUACGGUAUUGCUAGACGAUGAUGACGACAAUGCCGAAAACUCGGAUUACUUUCAAUUCUUGCCCUUUGCCGGUUGUAUGGAAGAAGAAGAUUUGGCGGAUGUGGUACCCAAAAUAUGUGAAACGAUCACAACGGGACUCCCAAAAGCCAAGAGCAAGGCACUGAUGCAACUGGCACGUCUUUGCGAUCGAGAUCAUCAACACAAUCGCAUUCCACUGGUUUGUCGACAAGAAUCCUGGAAUGUCGUGACUGUACUCUGUCAGUAUGUACUGCAAGAUCCAACUACGACGUGGAAAGAUUAUCGACAGGCAUUGCUCAUUCUCUCCAAUCUCACGUUGCCCAUGGAAAACAAGGCCGUUCUCUUGUUGGGACCUCUCCGGGAGGUUCUCUUGCGUGCACUCUAUCACGGGCUCCGAGUGGGACAUGUCGUCGACACUGACAAGACUACUGCCACAACCAUGACACCCUUGCAAACACAGCAACAAUUGGAGAUUCAUUUGGUCUGUGCUAUUCUAUUCAAUUUGAGCUUUUUGCAAGAUGGAAGAGAGGUAUUGUUGAAUUACAACAUUACUGGCAGUGCUAAAGGCAGCCGAUCGGCAUCACCACUGCAUCAAAAGACAUCACUCUUGCAGACGUUGGAACGCAUGAUGCAACACUUUUUGCCAUACACUACCAAAAAGAAGAACCGACAAGCCAAUGCCGAUUCCGUCGAACGACAAGCCAUUCGAUGGACCUUUGGAAUGAUGCGCAAUCUCUGUCAAGACAAGGACAUGGCACGGACCAUUGGACAAACGCAAAUCCCCAAGAUGGCACUCGAGUUACUCCAGUCGGCAGCGACGUGUGACAAGGCUGCGUACAAGUGGAAGAGUCAGUCGUUGGAAGAUCUUGCAUUGGGCAUGUUGAUUGAAUUGGCACUUCGAGAGAAUGAACAAGAAGCACAGUUCCGUGCCCAACUGGGUACUAUCAAGGGGCAACCAGCACAAAAACAGGAACAUGAACUGUUGGUCCCGAGUUUGUACGCCAUUUCUUGUCGAGACUAUUUGGAACCCUUACUCCAAGUCAGUGGAAUUCACGGGGUGCGAGCACAAGCCAUUGUCAAGCGAUUCGACCGAAAAGAGCAAGAUGUUAUUAUUGUUCCGGUGGACCGAAAAGAGCAAGAUAGUAUUAUUGCGGUGGACCACCAACCACACAACAGGAAACACAUGUCAUCCAUUGCAAGUUUUUGAUGGAUGGAUGGAGAAAAAGAACCCAAGCCGUUUAGGCGCCAAGGAACGCGGCUGGGGGUCUUGAUGUGGGAGGGUAAAAGGGUGGGUGCUUGCUUACGCCGUCGCUCCAAGAAUUUGGAGCAUGUGAUUUGAGUGGUGUGUUGUUUUUGGUGGCUGGUAGUACUGUGACAAGGUUGCAUUGUUUUUAGUUGCUACCUUUUUGUUGUUUGUUUGUCAGGAGAGAGAGAAGAUUAGAUAUAUCCAUUGUCUGGUAUAAGCUAUUUAAAAGAUAUCUUCUCUGGUU